UUCAUAUCAAAUCAUCCAUUGAUUGAUAAUCAUUGCCAUAAUCUUUUAAAAGAUUACUCGGACGAUUUUUCAUUGGUGAGAUGUUUUACAGAAGCUAAUUAUAAUGACAAAAUUCAAUUGAAGGAUACUGUGAUUGAAACUUUAUCUUUUAAGCGGGGGAUUAAGCAAUUGCUUAACCUAUUAAACAUCAAUGAUUUUGUUAUCAAUGAUUUGAAUUCCAUCAAUAAAUUAGAAUCAUUGAUAAGGAAUCAAUUUAAGUUUCAAAAAUUAUGUGAAAUAUAUUUUAAUUCAAUCAACAUCCAAUGUUUAUUGCUUGAUGAUGGAGUUUCUAAUCUGGUUGUUGAUAAGUUGGAAUCAUUAGAUUUUCAUUCAAAAUAUGUAGAAAAUAUACGAAGAGUAGUUAGAAUUGAAUCUAUAUCUGAACAAAUUUUAAAUGAAUUGUCAUCAUUAUCUUCACAGCAACAAAUCACUAAAGCAUUCUUGGAAAAAUUCAACAAUGAAAUAAGCCAAUUAUAUAAAUCUAAUCAAAUAAUUGCAUUCAAAAGUAUUUCAGCUUAUCGUACUGGAUUAAAUAUUCAAUUAUUUGAUAUCAAUAACAACAACAAUGAUGGAGAUUCAACUAAGGUGGAAGAUAGUUUUAAAGAAUAUAUUACAAAUAUUAAAAACUCAUCUUUGAAAAAAUUAAAUAAUAAAAUCUUGAUUGAUUUUAUCAUAAAUGAAACUUUUAAAAUUGCAAUUAAAUAUGAUUUACCAAUUCAAUUUCACACUGGAUUUGGUGACAAUGAUCUUGAUCUAUUAUUGGCAAAUCCUCUUCAUCUUCGUCCUUUAAUUGAGAAAUUUCCAGAUGUCAAAAUUGUUCUAUUACAUUCUUCUUAUCCUUAUACUCGUGAGGCUGAUGGACAUUUUUUACCAGAGACUUAUUAUUUGGCAACAGUUCAAACCAAAGAAAUAUUGUCAAAAGUUUUGACAGAGUUUGUUGAUAGUGAAUAUUUGAAUGUUGAUGAAGCAUUAAACAUUGUUAAAAAUAUUUUAUUUGAAAAUUCAAAUAAAUUAUACAAAUUAAAUCUCACCCCAAAAUUACCUGAAUCUACUUUUUCUCCACUUCAAGUUGUUUCUGCUGGCAAGCAUGUCAAAUUGAUCACUGAUCUAAAAUCUAAAGGAGUAAAGUUUGUGAGAUUAGGAUUUAUGGAUUAUUGCAACCUUCAUAGAAUUCGUCUUGUACCAAUUGAUAGAUUCUUCAAUGAUGUAGUAAAUAAUGGGCUAAGUUGUGCUAAAGCUCUACUUGGUCUUCCUUUCUAUAUGGAUAUUGUGUCAGUUGGCAGUGGAGUAAGUGUAGCUGAUGAAAUGUUAUUAUUUCCCGAUCUUAAUACAAUUAAACAAAUCCCAUAUCAUCCAUCACAUGCUCACUGCCAUGCCUUCAUGAAAGAAAAAGAUGCUUCUAGAAGUGGCUUUCCUUUAUGCACAAGAACUUUACUAAAGAAUGUUUUAGAUAAGGCUGAAAAAGAACAUGGAUUAAAGUUUUUAUGUGGGUUUGAAAAUGAAUUUAUCUUGAUUAAAGAUAAAUUAUAUAACCAUCAUCCUAAGAACAAGAACAAGAAUGGUAGUAGUGAUAAAGAAAGUGAUGUUGAUGGUAAUGAUUAUAGAAAUGAGCCAAAACCAAUUGAUAAAACAACUUAUUGUUUAGCAUCAUCAUUUUCUGGUAGAUCAGCAACAAUUCUUGAUGAAAUUGUGGAAAGCAUUCAAAACCAAGAUAUUUUAGUGGAACAAUUUCAUUCCGAGUCUGCUUUUGGCCAAUUUGAAAUAGUCACUGCUCCUUAUGAUCCAUUAACAACAGUUGAUAAAUUAAUUAUAACCAGACGAACAAUCUAUGAUGUUGCGAAAUUAAAUGAUAUCAGAGCCACUUUUCUGCCUAAACCUUUCAAAGAUCAAGAAUUUUUUAUUGCUGGUGUAAUAUCACAUAUUAAAUCUUUGUGUGCAAUUACUUUACCAACUAAAAGUUCCUAUGAUCGUAUUACAGUUGAACAUUCUUGGGCAGGGUCAUGGAUUUGCUGGGGUUAUGAAAAUCGUGAAGCACCAAUUAGGAUUUGUAAGAAUUCAGUAUCUGGUAUAAAUUUUGAAUUUAAAUUUGUUGAUGCCACUUCAAAUCCUUACUUGGCUGUUGCUGCAAUAAUUUCUGCUGGAAUUGAUGGAAUUGUUAAAAAAUUAGCUUUAAACACUAAACCAAUCUCUAUUGAUCCUGGUCAUUUAUCUGAUGAAGAGCGCAAAUCUAAUGGAAUUGAAAAAUUACCAGCAACUUUAAAAGAAUCUUUAGAGUCUUUAAAACAAGAUAAAGUGUUGAUUAAAUGUUUAGGAGAAAAAAUUAUUCAAUGUUAUGUGGCCGUCAAAGAA
Messenger RNA from Entrophospora candida, 2388 nucleotides. NCBI's taxonomy places the organism in Eukaryota, Fungi, Glomeromycota, Glomeromycetes, Entrophosporales, Entrophosporaceae. The record is from the annotation of a GenBank genome assembly.